AUCCUUCAAUUUGCACAGAUCGCUUACACCAGUGUGCCAUGGCGGUGGGUAACCCCGGCAAAGCGCGCUUGAACAUUGGUCAGCGAUUUCUGCAAACACCAGAGGGCAGGCUCUACCGGGCCGCCAAAGAUGGCGACAUCGAAGGAGUUGCUGCCGCAUGUGCUGAAGGUGCCAAGUUAGAUGUGCCGCAUCCAGAGUUCGGGUCCCAACCUGUGGUCAUGGCCACCCUCAACGGCCACACCGAGUGCGUCCACUACCUGCUGGAAGAGCGAGCGGACGUGGAGCAGCGCAACAAGUUCGGUUGGACACCGCUACUUGCAGCGUGCUCCAAAGGCAAUGUGAUGAUGUCGGGCUACCUCAUCGCGCGCAUGGCCGACGUCUCUGCCCAGGACAAAUUGGGACGCACGCCUCUGCACAAUGCCGUGGCUGCGGGGUGUGAUGAGUUGGCCAAAGGUCUAUUGGAGGAGAAGGCGGAUGUGAAUGCCCGCACCAAGGAUGGCAAAACGGUCCUGUCCAUCGAACUGGGGCGACCGAAACGUCAAAGUAAGGAGCUUGAGAAUCUGUUGACGGAGAAGAUGGGUUUGCCGUUUCCCAAGGGAUACGUGAAGAACAUGCUGCAAGAUCUGCCGCCCUCCUUCGCGUUGCUGUUCCCGGGCCAGGGCUCCCAACGGCUUGGGAUGCUGGGCUGGGCCGAAGAUCACGAGAUCGCUUGGCCGAUGAUCCAAAAGGCCAACGAGAUUUUGGGCUACGACCUCUUCGAUCUCACCGAGAUUGGCCCGGAGGAGAAGUUGGACGAGUUGGAAAUUUGCCAAGCGGCGAUUUUUGUGGCCGCUAUGUGUGGCCUGGAGUGGCUCAAAGAUCAGGAGGGCAAGGACAAGGGCGAUGCAGCCGCGGCCGCGGGCAUGUCCUGUGGUGAAUUGGCGGCCUUGUGUACGGCAGGUUGCUUUAGCUUCGAGGAUGGUGUUCGUUUGGCCCGUCUACGGGGGGAGUUGAUGAAGAAAGCCGUGGAGGAGCAGAAGGAAGCGCAGAAGAUGAUCUCAGUGGUUGGUCUCACAGAUGAUGAGGCGGAAAGUCUCUGCGAGGAUGUGUUGGCGAAAACCGCUGGAACCUGCCAGGUGGCCAAUCGCCUCUUCCCUUGCGGCGUGGCGUUGUCGGGCACCUUGCGCGCAGUGCAAGCGGCCAAGGCAUUGGCCAAGGAGCGGGGUGCUCAGAAAGUGGCGGACUUGAAAGGCUGCAACGCAGCGUUCCACACGGAGUUGAUGAAACCGGCUGAGGCCGACUUCAAGCAGCAUUUGCUCUCCAUGCUGCGUAGCGACACGUUGAAAUCCCCUGAGAUUACCGUCUACUCCUCUCAGACCGGUGAGCGCUGGCUUCCGGGCACACCCGCCUCCACCAUCGCGGAGGGGCUGGUGCAAGGUUUGAGCUCUCCAAACCAAUGGGAGGACACCUGCCGCGCGAUCAUCGACGAUGGUGUGGAGUUCUUCUGGGAGAUUGGACCCAUGAAGCAGCUGAAGGCCAUGAUGAAACAUAUCGACUACAACCAGUGGAAGCACAUGAAGUGUAUCGACUGCUGAUGGGCGGGCUAGCCGCGCAAGAG
Messenger RNA from Cladocopium goreaui, 1597 nucleotides. NCBI's taxonomy places the organism in Eukaryota, Dinophyceae, Suessiales, Symbiodiniaceae. The record is from the annotation of a GenBank genome assembly.